This is a messenger RNA of Coniosporium apollinis CBS 100218, 723 nucleotides long. RefSeq lists its product as uncharacterized. The transcript has 2 exons. Bases 1 to 723 code for a protein of 240 amino acids. Gene Ontology annotation, molecular function: acyltransferase activity, transferring groups other than amino-acyl groups. The record is from RefSeq and is a predicted model, not a curated record. Lineage: Eukaryota; Fungi; Ascomycota; Dothideomycetes.
AUGCUCAAGGAUGUAGCUCAACUCAAGUCGCAGGACCUCUUCGGCGCCACUAUGCAUCCGAACCGUGCCCGGUAUCCCGACGAUAUGACGCUCUUCUGGCUGCGGCGAUUGCGCGAGCACUGGUAUGAUUGGACGAACCAUUUCUGGGUUGCCGUGGACACGGAUGAGAAGGGCGAGGAAGUGGUGGUGGGAAUGGCGGAGUGGCAGCGGCAGGGUGCCGGGGCGAAGGGGAUGGAGUUGAACCCGCUGGAUCCACGGAACCUUCUCAAACCCCUCUCGAUUAUACAAAACCGCGCCUCUGCCUACAUCUACCCCAACCGGGCUGCCGACCCCUCCACCGCCGACCUCUUCGACCGCGCGAUUCCCUACAGCAUGCACCACUGGGCCGUCGGCACGCGCGCCGAGAACUGGUACCUUGAUAUCCUGGCCGUAGACCCUGCGUACCAAGGCCGCGGCUUCGGGCGUCAGCUCGUCGAGUGGGGCCUCGAGAGGGCAAAGAAGGAGAACGUUCACGCAAGCUUGAUAUCGAGCUACGGGAACGAGGGGUUCUACCAGAGGUGCGGGUAUGGCGAUAUCGUGGGUUGGGCAUCGGAGGGGGAGGGGAAUCCGAUUGCGCACGUGAGGGGAGGCGCGAUCAUGUUCAUGGUUCCUAAGGUGGAGACGGCAGAGGAGGGACGAAAGAGGGUGGAGGAAAUUGGGCAGAGUGGUCCUCAUAAGCCAUGA